AUGGGAGAACGAUCACAGGAGAAUGCCAAAGAGGUGGCCCAGAAUUAUUCGAAGGAGCAAACCGAUCCGUUGGCAUCGCACAAGAACCCGGAGUCCAGACCGGGAGUCACCUUCGCAGCUCAGGACAAGCUGCCAAAGUUGCCCAUCCCGGACCUUGAACAGACUUGCAAACGAUAUCUUGAGUCUGUGGAUCCUCUUCAGAAUGCACGUGAACAUGCCGACAGUGAGCGUGCCGUUCGGGAAUUCCUCCGAACAGAUGGCCCACAGCUUCAGGAGAAGCUCAAAGAGUAUUCCGCCAACAAGAGCAACUACAUCGAGCAGUUCUGGUACGAUUCAUAUCUAAACUUUGACAACCCUGUUGUGCUUAAUUUGAAUCCAUUUUUCUUGCUUGAGGACGAUCCAACACCAGCACGUAACAACCAGGUCACGAGAGCCGCUUCGCUUGUCGUGUCGGCACUUUCAUUCGCACGUGCCGUCAGGAAAGAAGAGCUACCUCCGGACAUGAUCCGUGGUCAGCCUUUGGACAUGUACCAGUACUCUCGACUGUUUGGCACCGCCCGUAUACCGACCGAUAGCGGUUGUCAGAUCGGCCAGGACCCAACUGCGAAGCACAUCGUCGUGCUCUGCCGUGGACAAUUCUAUUGGUUCGAUGCCCUCGAUGACAACAACGACCUCAUCAUGACCGAGAAGGACGUGGCUCUGAAUCUUCAAGUCAUUACAGAGGAUGCCGAGCAGACUCCAAUCCACAGCCAAGCGAAAGGAGCUCUUGGUGUGCUCAGCACCGAGAACCGGAAGAUUUGGUCCAGCUUGCGAGAUCUCAUUAGCAAGGAUGAAGGCUCCAACAACAGCGACUGCCUCAAUAUUGUCGACUCGGCACUCUUCAUCCUCUGUCUGGACUAUACGGAGCCGAAGACCAGCGCGGAACUAUGCAUGAAUAUGCUAUGCGGUACAUCAGAAAUCGAGCGUGGUGUCCAAGUUGGUACAUGUACGAACCGAUGGUACGACAAGCUUCAGAUCAUUGUUUGCAAGAACGGCAGUGCAGGCAUCAACUUCGAGCAUACUGGUGUUGAUGGACAUACCGUGCUUCGUUUCGCAUCCGACGUCUACACUGAUACAAUUCUUCGAUUCGCACGUACCAUCAACGGCCAGGCACCAUCACUAUGGGCAUCACAGUCUCCCGAUCCAUCGAAACGAGAUCCCAAGAGCUUUGGCGAUGUGAGCACCACACCACACAAGCUGGAGUGGGACAUGGUUUCCGAGCUCACGACCGCCUUACGGUUUGCAGAGACCAGGCUCGCAGAUCUCAUCCAGCAGAAUGAGUUCCAGACUUUAGAAUUCGGCGAGUACGGCAAGAAUUUCAUCACCUCCAUGGGCUUCUCGCCAGACGCCUUCGUGCAAAUGGCAUUCCAGGCCGCAUACUACGGUAUGUACGGUCGGAUCGAGUCCGUCUACGAACCAGCCAUGACCAAAGCAUUCUUCCACGGUCGAACCGAAGCAAUCAGAUCCGCCACACAUGAAAGCGUAGAAUUCGUACGGACCUUCUGGGCAGAGAAUCCUCCGGCGAAAAAAGUCGAAGCGCUCAAAAAAGCUUGCGAAAAACACGCCGCUUUGACCAAAGAAUGUGCCAAAGCCCAAGGCUUCGAUCGACACUUAUACGCCUUGAUGUGUCUCUGGCAACGCCAAGUCGACGGCGAUCCAGAACUCACGGGAGGAAGUACCACCGGCGACGGUGCCAGCACCAACGGCUGGAGUAGUCCCACGUCCGACCGCGACCCCAACAGCAUCGCCGCCUCACCAAAACGCAGCAGCUACACCAGCGAAGACUCGGAAAGUCCCAGCCGACACCGCGAACACGCCAUCCUCCCCACCAUCUUCGCCGACCCGGGCUGGGACAAAAUCAACAACACCAUCCUCUCGACCUCCAACUGCGGAAACCCCUCUCUCCGCCACUUCGGUUUCGGCCCGACUUCCGGCGACGGCUUUGGAAUCGGCUACAUCAUCAAAGACGGCAGCGUCUCCAUUUGCGCGAGUAGCAAACACCGUCAAACGACGAGAUACAUCGCAGCGCUGGAAUCUUAUUUUUUGGAAAUCCGGAGACUUUUACGACAGACGUAUCGACGCGGGACGGCGACGGACAAAAGCGCGAGUCGGGCGCGAGAGGCCGAGGAUUUGAAGCCGCAUCGAGGGCAUAGGUUGAAGAGUCGGGGGAGGAUGGUGGAUGGGGGGAGUGCGGGGAAAGAUGGCUUCUUUGAUGCAGGCAUGCUGUUACAAGCACUCAAGGCGAAAGAUGAGGCUGCGGAGAGACCUAGUGAGAAAGCGCAGCAGAGGAGAGAAGUUGGGAAGAAGUUGCGGCUGAUGGAAUAUUGA
Messenger RNA from Pseudocercospora fijiensis CIRAD86, 2367 nucleotides. RefSeq lists its product as uncharacterized. Gene Ontology annotation, cellular component: mitochondrion. The transcript is spliced from 2 exons. Gene Ontology annotation, molecular function: carnitine O-acetyltransferase activity. Gene Ontology annotation, biological process: carnitine metabolic process. The record is from RefSeq and is a predicted model, not a curated record. The coding region runs from base 1 to 2367 and encodes 788 amino acids. NCBI's taxonomy places the organism in Eukaryota, Fungi, Ascomycota, Dothideomycetes, Mycosphaerellales, Mycosphaerellaceae.